Messenger RNA from Mya arenaria, 3765 nucleotides. RefSeq names its product tribbles homolog 2-like. Gene Ontology annotation, molecular function: mitogen-activated protein kinase kinase binding; ATP binding; protein kinase activity. Lineage: Eukaryota; Metazoa; Mollusca; Bivalvia; Myida; Myidae. The transcript is spliced from 3 exons. The record is from RefSeq and is a predicted model, not a curated record. The coding region runs from base 671 to 1705 and encodes 344 amino acids. Gene Ontology annotation, cellular component: nucleus. Gene Ontology annotation, biological process: protein phosphorylation; regulation of MAP kinase activity; positive regulation of proteasomal ubiquitin-dependent protein catabolic process.
AACUGCGAGAUCACACGUUGUCAUUUCUUCACAAUGGCGACCUACGCAGCCGUGAAGUACGGAAGAAACUAGACGGGAAGGGUUCCCUUCCCAAGUGUAAAUCAAUAGAGUGUUCGAGAAAUAAGGAAACAUCAAGGUUUGAAGACUUUACUCUGGAAAGUAGAAGAAGAUCUGUUGUGAAAUAAGGGCUCAAAUUUGAAUCGGCGUAGAAGUGAGUAACCGGCGAAAUUUUAACCUACUUACAUCAAAGCAACGUAAUUUCGUCAUCUAUUGUGAAACACUCGUUUACACUUGGUAUGGAAAUACUUCGAAUCGAGACUUUUGUCACGCACCUUUCAUCCAUUUGACUAGGAACGGACUCGGUUUAUCAUUUGUCUGCAACACAUGUAUGGAACAUAUGCACGCGGAAAUAGUUGUUACUUUCUAAGCAAACAAAGCAGUUAUCAAAACUGACGUCAUUUUUUUCAUGUACAUUCAUGCUGCUGGAAUCAUCUAACACAGUGCAUUGAUGGACUAACUAAAAGGCAAUAUUUUUCAUGUUAUAUUAAUGUUAUCAUAAUAGCAUCACUAGUUAACAAAUGUUUUGAUUGUAUGAUAUAAACUUGAUCUGUGAUAAAAGCGAAAGUUGAGUUUCAAACCUCGACAUAUCUGUGAUAUUUAGAAUCUAUUUAUGAGUCUAAUAAGACAAAGGCCCCGACUACAAAUUCGAAGUCAUGGGCCUAAACAACGGAAGACAGAACAAUUGGUUAAAGACUUAACACUAACUGGAGGGUGUUUGACUCCAGAGAUACAACUUACAAAACCUCAGUUUCCAGCAAAGCCAAAGGCAGAAAAUCAGGGCAAAGUCUAUAAGAUUGGAAGAUUCUUGUUAGAACACACAGAAGGAGAAACUUACAAGGCUUGCGAUUGUACGACUGGAGAGGAAAAGAUAUGCAAGGAGUUCCAGAUUCACAAAUAUCGUGAGUCUCUCAGCGCAUAUUGGUUGGUUGAUGCACACGAAAACAUUAGCAGUAUUUCUGAAAUUAUUCUCGGGGAAACGAAGGCAUAUGUCUUCUUUGACUGUCACUAUGGUGACCUACAUUCUUACGUUAGACAGAAGAAAAAGCUGAAAGAGGAUGAGGCGGCCAACUUGUUCCGACAGAUUGUUGCGGCUGUAAAACACUGCCACGACAGCGGCGUUAUUCUAAGAGAUCUCAAACUACGCAAAUUCGUCUUUAAAAAUAAAGAAAGAACCGAGCUGCGAUUGGACAGUUUGGAAGAUGCUUGCAUUCUGGAACAGGAAGACGACGAUCGGCUUUCAGAUAAACAUGGCUGUCCAGCUUAUGUUAGUCCGGAAAUCUUGAACCACAACACUCCGACAUACAGCGGCAGGGCAGCCGACAUUUGGAGCUUGGGCGUCAUGCUUUACACCAUUCUUGUUGGACGUUAUCCUUUCCACGAUGCUGAGCCAACUAUUCUCUUUUCUAAAAUACGAAGGGGCCAGUACCUAUUACCUCCGUCGUUAUCAUCGAAGGUUAAAUGCCUGUUAAAGAGUGUUCUACGUCAGGAGCCGGAUUUACGCCUCUCGGCAGAAGAAUGCCUAAGUCAUCCUUGGCUUAAUCAGGGUUCUCGUUCGAAUGGAUUUGUAACAAUUAGUAACAAAUUUAACGAUCAAACAGUACCUGAAGUUGUAUUGGACACUUUUGAACACGACUUUUUUACCUGAGUUUUAUAACCUGCUAUUAAGUUUAUACAGAACCGUUAGAUAUUUAACAAAUUGUUUUUGCGAUUGUUAAUUUCUACACAGCUGCCAUUGUUUCCAUGGUUACCUGUAUUGGCUGUUAAUAUUGAGGCAAACACUGUAUACAUGUUGGCAAUGUAUGUAACUUAUUGCAGUAAAAAUAAAAAUAUUUGAAUAACAUCUUUUGUUACGAAUUAGAAUUGAAAUAUCAUUAACAGAACAAAAGUUCAAACAAACUGUCCAUCUUGUUUUGCAUUCCGUUAGUUAAUGUAUUAAGAAAUGUUACACACAGUAUUGGUAAAAGGAAGACUAUUCUUUUAUUUAUUUAUUUUGGAGGAAACUGGUAUGUUUUUUCAAAAAUGGAAAUAGUUUUAACUGGUAUGAUGUUUAAACCAAUGAAAAUAUUGUAGCAAUAUAAUUUCCUUAAUACUUUGUUCAUGUUAUCAGAAGUUAGAACGAUAUUUUAUCAAUAUGAAUGAAGCACAUGCCCUCAAAUUUCUAUUGAUAAUAAAUAUAAUUAAUAUUUUCCCAUUCGAAGGCAAUAAGUAAAAUGAAAUGGUGACAUUAUUUUUUGAAAAUUAAUAUAGUUUCCAAAGUCUUUGUAUUAGUUAGUUUAUUUAUUGUAGGCAGUAGAUUAUAGUGUACCUAUCAAUGUUUAGCCCCACCAUGGAGGGGUGGGGGGAGGGGGCAUAUAAAGGACUUUAGUUAGGAAUUUGACAGGCCUGGUGGUAUCACAACUUGAAUUGAAAGUUAACUUGUCUUGAUUAUCUUUGAAUUCAAAGGAUCUUUGAGGCCUUGAAUACGGACGACCCAAAUGAAUUUGACCAAUUACCCUGCUCCAGGAGUGGGAAUAACCGUUUUAGGCAAUAAAAUUGUUGUCUGAAUAUCCUGGGUAUGCCUGUUUCCCCAACUCCUAAUGGGGCAAAGAUUGAUAGGUACACAUGUGUUGUAUCUCUCUAUUUAUACUAAAUAUAGUUGAAACAAGAAUUGAUCUGGGUUUUUUGAAAGUGCUAAAUUUGUUAAAAUGUUCCAAUAUUAUUGUUAACCAACAUUUUCAAUCAUGUUUUUUUCCUUCAAAAGAAAGAGGUCAUUUUUGAAGCCUGCUAAAAUGACAUUGCCAACAUUGUUAACUUGAGUCAAGAAAUAUUUUGGUAACAAAUAUGUUACGUGUACUUGUUACUUUAUAUAACUUGUCUUACAUUAUUUUUUUAAUAGAAUAUGCACGAUUUCUCUUUAAUUAAUGUACACAUUUCUUAAGUAUUCAGUGUUUUCUCUCUGCUCUUUGUGUAAAUUAAUCGGUGGCACCUGUUAUAAUUUGCAAAAUGCAAAGAUUUUCAUUGAUAUUUUAACAAAACAGUGCACUUGUGUUGACUGAUAAGAAAACCUCCGUUCAGUUUUUUAAAGACAAAUAUUGAAUCGUUUACUUCCUGCAAAAAAAUAAUCAGCAAAAAAUAUGUUUUAAUGUUCAAUUCAAACCUGCUGAUGAAUAAUCUUCUGCUAUAGAAAGUAGCAAAUGGUUACAAAAAUACAUUCAUUGCCUCGAUAAUUCCAACACGCAAAACAGGUUAUGAUUUUCUAAACGUCUUCACAAUUAUCUGAUAUAACUUCAGGCACUAUUUCUGGGUCGUAUUUUAUCACAAACAUACAACAAACAUACAUGUUUUUUGUUUUUUUUGUUAACCAAUCAAAAUGUAUAUUUUUAUACACACAUGUUAUGAUAUACUUGUCGAAAGUAGCGAUCAAAUCUAUGGGUAUGGGCUUACUAUGUACCAUCUAGGAAUGUUUAAAAAAGCUGUUAUAUAAUAAUUUGUUGUUAGUUUGUUGAUGAGACCAGUUUGUCGACGUAAUGGACCCUAUGGCUUUGUCAUUAACUGGUGUGUUGUUGAUCACCCCCUUUCAUGUUUGUGUUGUUAAAUCAUAUUUAAACCGAGACCGUUACUUUAUGUCAAAUGUGCGAAGGGUACGUUACGAGGGAAAAUGUGUUUUUCCUGAGUUACUUGCUUUUAUCAAAAUACCAAAAGAGGAAAUAAAUAAGAUAAAAUGAU